Zonotrichia leucophrys gambelii is the source of this 1017-nucleotide messenger RNA. RefSeq names its product calcium homeostasis modulator 1 (gene CALHM1). Gene Ontology annotation, cellular component: plasma membrane. Gene Ontology annotation, molecular function: monoatomic cation channel activity. Bases 1 to 1017 code for a protein of 338 amino acids. Lineage: Eukaryota; Metazoa; Chordata; Aves; Passeriformes; Passerellidae. The record is from RefSeq and is a predicted model, not a curated record. The transcript has 2 exons.
AUGGACAAGUUUCGGAUGAUCUUCCAGUUCUUCCAGUCCAACCAGGAGUCCUUCAUGAACGGCAUCUGUGGGAUCAUGGCCCUUGCCAGCACCCAGAUGUACUCAGCCUUUGACUUCAACUGCCCCUGUCUGCCACAGUACAACCUGGCCUACGGGCUGGGCAUCCUCCUGGUGCCCCCCUUCAUCUUGUUCCUGCUGGGUUUUGUGCUGAACAACAACAUCUCCAUGCUGGCAGAGGAGUGGCGGCGGCCGCGGGGCCGGCGCGGGAAGGACGCGGCCGUGCUGCGCUACAUGUGCUGCUCCAUGGCACAGCGGGCCAUGAUCGCCCCCGUGGUCUGGCUCUCGGUGACACUGCUGGACGGCAAGUGCAUCACCUGUGCCUUCUGCACCUCGGUGCCCCUGGAGAGCCUGGGCAAUGCCAGCCACCCCCGCCUGUCCCAGGGGGAGGUACAGCGGGUGCUCGCCCGGAUCCCCUGCAAGGAGAUCUACACCGGGCAGCAGCUCAUCGCCAGUGAAGUGGCUGUCAGGUACCUGCGCUGCAUCUCACAGGCUCUGGGCUGGUGCUUUGUGCUGCUGAUGACCACUCUGGCUUUCUUGGUGAGAUCUCUUCGGCCCUGCUUCAGCCAGGCUGCCUUCCUGAAGAGCAGGUACUGGUCCCACUACAUUGACAUCGAGCGCAAGCUGUUCGACGAGACGUGUGCGGAACACGCCAGGAGCUUUGCCAAGGUCUGCAUCCAGCAGUUCUUUGAGGGCAUGAGCACAGACCUGGAGGCUGCUCGCUGCCACCUGCCCAGGAAAGCCCCUGCUGAUGCAGGGGAAGCUGCUGAGAAGCUCCUGGGCAUCACCGACCAGGGCACCAUGAACAUGGUCCUGAAGAGCUGGCACAGAUGCAAGCCCCCGCUGCACCUCCACCCACCUGCCCCACCCACUGGAAACGGCUGGGCAGGAGAAGGGCAGCCCCCCACACACCCCUCAGCACCCCGAAAAGAGACAGCUGCCUACUACAGCUGGGUGUGA